Molecule: messenger RNA, 301 nt
Organism: Acaulospora morrowiae
Lineage: Eukaryota; Fungi; Glomeromycota; Glomeromycetes; Diversisporales; Acaulosporaceae
Source: the annotation of a GenBank genome assembly
UGACUCUGAUCCCGAAAAUAAAGUACAAUCUGAGGAACCAGGUCCCGCGGCGUACUUAGCCCAGAUGGAUGAACAAGAAGAAGCUGAUGAUAAUGACGAUGUGUUCGUAGAAGCGAUGGAAGAAUUGCUAGCAGAGAAGGAUGAUGUAAUGGUAAGAGAAGAAUUACUGAUGACGAGUAAUGAAGAAGUGGUAGUAGAAAAGGAAGUUAGCGCAAUGAUGAUGGGUGAAGAAUUGACCAAAAGUCAAGUACAACAAGGAAAAGACAUACUGACGAAAGAACGUGAUGCGUUUGUGCAAAGC